AUGAGGGAGCACGACAAGGACAUUCUCGAUUUGCUUUCCGCUGGCGGCCUACUCCACAGCGGCUCGGUGCCCGUGGAACCCGCGCCCCUGAAUCUCCACCCCCCGCCCGCCAUGGCCCUGGUUCUGCCCGACUUCUCCGCGAAGGUGGUGCGGGAGACGCUGAACUUGAGCGAUGGAACGACCCUGGAGGUGACGAAGCCGCCCGGCACCGACGAUCUGACGUGGAAGGAGACGAUGCAGUAUUACGAGGCCAACCCCGAGGAGGCCCGCAGAGGCGAGAACGCCGUCAAGGACGAGAAGGCGAUACGCGACACGCUGCAGAUGCACGCCAUCCUGGACUACUACAACUCCAGGGCCAGCGAGGCCGACCCCGCCCCCGAGAUCCUCAAGCUGGAGGAGAACCCAGACCUGGCACACGUCUUCGAGGACAUCAGGGCGGACGGCUCGCAGGCCGCGAUGCGGUACUACUACAACGAGCCGCUGAUGCUGAAGUUCAACAGGCUGGCCGGAGGCCUGCCAGAGGAGGUCACGUCGAUCCUGGAGCAGAUCCAGAGGAGCCCGGUGACCAUCCAGGAGGCGGCAAAGCUUGGGGACGAGAGGGCCGUCGCGGGCUACAUCUCCGCGGGGAACGACGUGGAGGCUGCAGACUCCAAGGGCGUCACGAUCCUCGGGUAUGCCAUUGGAGCAAACCGCACCAAGGCGGGCUGGGAGACGUUCGGGAUGCCUGCGAGGAAGCUGAAGGCUCGCUCGGGCGAGUUCCGGGCGAAGGUCUGGCGCGCCCGCCCGAGGCGCCCGCCCGAGGCGCCCAUGGACGGGCUCCACCAGGCCGCUGGCGCCGCCGCGAAGAACGCGCAGGACGCGACCCCGCGCCCCGCUCGGCUCUGGGAGCUGCCGGGCGAGCCCGGCUCGCCUCGGCUCGGUGCCCACUUGCUGCGCGGGCCUCGGGGGCCCCGCGCCUGCCGCGCCCUCUGCGGCGCUCGGUGCCCGCGGCACCCGUCGGCGUCGGGAGGCAGCUGAGCUGCCUGCGGCGUCGCAGCGCUGGGCGGGCUUUCCAGGCGUCCUCGUCGGAGACUUCGCCCAGCACGUCGUCGUCGUCGCCGAGGCUGCCCCGAGAAGGGGCACUGCGUCGAGGACUCCGCGCUGCCCGUGGCGCCACUGUGGUUCGGCCCCGGGUUCGAGAUCGCGGGCGCGCUGAGCGCCGGGGGCGCGUGAAGCGCGGCCGGGCCGGGCUAGGCUGCAGACGCGCGAGGCAGCAGCAAGAUCAGUGCUCGGGACGGUCGAAACUCGGAGGAGGAUAAGGUACCCAUACCGCUACCCUUCCUCGUGUUCGCCUUUUUGGGCCUCCUUGGAGGCCCUCGUCGCCACUGCUGGAUUCGCCUCGAGAUUCUGGUCAGAACGCACCCCAGGAGAGGGUAGCACUAUCGGUACUUUUCGAUCUCCCCAGAAUUCGGUACGGAAGCAAUCGGCACAAAGACCGAC
This is a messenger RNA of Prorocentrum cordatum, 1479 nucleotides long. NCBI's taxonomy places the organism in Eukaryota, Dinophyceae, Prorocentrales, Prorocentraceae. The record is from the annotation of a GenBank genome assembly.